Messenger RNA from Botrytis deweyae, 7629 nucleotides. RefSeq lists its product as uncharacterized. The coding region runs from base 1 to 7629 and encodes 2542 amino acids. NCBI's taxonomy places the organism in Eukaryota, Fungi, Ascomycota, Leotiomycetes, Helotiales, Sclerotiniaceae. The transcript has 10 exons. Gene Ontology annotation, molecular function: phosphopantetheine binding; oxidoreductase activity; fatty acid synthase activity. The record is from RefSeq and is a predicted model, not a curated record. Gene Ontology annotation, biological process: secondary metabolite biosynthetic process; fatty acid biosynthetic process.
AUGAACUUCAAUUCUUCGGAAGUUGACAACUCGGAAAGUAGGAGAAAUGGAAGCCACAUGCCUCUUGCGAUCGCGGAAUUUUCGUUUGCAUUCCCGCGAGAAGCUACGUCUGUUGGCAGUUUUUGGGAGAUGAUUUGCGAAGGUAGAACAGCAAGCUCGGAUUUCCCCCCUGAUCGCAUGAAUAUACAAGGAUAUUAUCAUCCAGACGAUAAUCGAACAAGUACGAUACCGCUCCGAGGAGGAAAUUUUCUAGAAGAAGAUUUAGGAGUGUUCGAUGCACCCUUUUUCUCCAUAACGCCAGCGGAAGCAGCAUGUAUGGAUCCACAGCAUCCCGGUAUUACACUGCACAAAUGCUCGGGCUCAGAUACAUCGGUAUACACGGGAUGCUUCACAAACGACUAUCUGAGUAUUCUUGAAAAGGAUUUUGAGGCGGAGCAGAAACACGCUGCUAUGGGUGUUACACCAUCGAUGUUGGCCAACCGACUUAGUUGGUUCUUCAAUUUCAAGGGAACAUCCAUGAACUUGGAUUCGGCAUGUUCAAGUAGUCUGAUCGCAUUACAUCUUGCAUGUCAGGAUCUCCGCGCUGGGACAUCAUCAAUGGCUCUGGUAGGGGGCGCCAACCUUGUUUACCACCCCGAUUUCAUGAAAAUGAUGUCAAAUGGCAAUUUUCUCUCUCCAGAUAGUCAGUCCUGGAGUUUUGAUGAUCGUGCAAACGGAUACUCACGUGGAGAGGGCAUUGCUGUGAUUGUCGUCAAGAGACUUUCCGAUGCCCUACGCGAUGGAGACACUAUCAGAACUAUCAUAAGACAAACAGCUACAAACCAAGAUGGUAGAACGUCGGGAAUAACUCUCCCAAGUCAGCAAAGCCAAAUUGAGCUUAUAGAACGAAGUUAUAAGGAUGCGAACCUUGAUAUGGAGCCUACGAGGUUCUUCGAGGCUCACGGUACCGGGACCAAAGCCGGAGACCCUGUUGAAGCAAAUGCUAUCGGCAAAGCAUUCCGACACUGUCGUAGCAAGGAAGAUCCACUUUAUAUUGGAGCCGUCAAAGCUAACAUAGGUCAUUUAGAAGGUUGUAGCGGCCUUGCAGGUGUCAUAAAAGCAUUAUUGGUACUUGAAAAAGGAAUAAUUCCACCGAUAGCCACAUUUCAAUCAGUGAAUAAGCAGAUAGACGCAGAGUCUCUACAUAUCUGUUUCCCUAGGACACAAUUACAAUGGCCUACGUCUACUCUACGUCGAGCUUGUGUGAACUCAUUUGGUUUCGGAGGCACAAAUGCACUUGUUAUACUUGACGAUGUAUACCACUACCUGAACGCGAAUGGCCUGCAUGGUUGUCAUCAAACUCUGGAGUCAACACCCACGACACUGGGAGUGGUCCGAGGCGAGGUCAAUGGUCACAAGCGCAUCAAGUACAGCCAAGAAUUGGUACUACCGAGCAACGGCAAUAGAUCCGGUAGUGACAUGGCUAGGAGGAUGUCCGACCUUUAUAGUAAUUUCAUUCGCGAGGAAAACCCAUGUAUAGACGAUCUGGCUCAUACACAAGCAGUUAGACGGAACCAUUUCCAAUGGAGGAGCUUUAUCGUCACAAGACAGCACGAUAGCACUAAGUUUGAAGCACUCGAGCCAAUAAAGCCAAUAAGAGCAAAUAAAGAACAGCGUAUUGCAUUUAUCUUUACUGGACAGGGAGCUCAGUACCUCGGUAUGGGUAGAGAACUCAUUUCUUUCCAGACUUUCAAAGACAGCCUCAAGGACUCCGAUAGAUGUUUGAAUAGUCUUGGCUGCACAUGGUCUAUUCAGGAAAAGAUUGAAGAAUCUCACCAUAAUUUUCCUAUUGAUAAUCCGGAAUAUAGCCAGCCGCUGACUACCUGUCUCCAAAUUGCCCUUGUAGACCUACUAAAGAGCUUUGGAAUCAUACCAUCUAGUGUUAUUGGCCACUCUUCCGGGGAGAUUGCUGCGGCUUAUGCCGCUGGUGCACUGUCCCGGUCAUCUGCUGUCAAAGUAUCGUAUUUUAGAGGAAUGGUAUCUUCUAAGCUUGCGACUUCAAGAGACGAUAUGGGAAUGAUGGCCGUAGCACUUUCAAAAAGCGCAGUACUUGCUUAUCUGGACAGAUUGAGAGAAGUCGAAGGUUUCGUUCAUGUCAAUAUUGCCUGUGUUAACAGCCCCAAAAGUAUCACCCUGAGUGGAGAUAGUACACAACUAAAAGCACUCUGUCAAUGGCUCACAAAAGAUUCAAUAUUUGCUAGAAAACUUCGUGUUUCCGUGGCUUAUCACUCAGAAUAUAUGAAGACCAUCUCUAGCGAGUAUUACGACGUGCUAGGACCCCUCGAAAAGGGACGGAACUCGAAAUUCAUUCCCAUGCUAUCCACAGUAACGCAAGAUAUAGUGACUAUUGAGCAUCUUCGUGACCCCACUUAUUGGGUCCAGAACAUGAAUUCCCCCGUCAACUUCGAAGGCGCAGUUUCAAAACUUUUGGGACAGAGCUCACAGAAACAACGCAAGGUUUUAGGUGGAGAGAAUGCAGACAAAAACUUUUGCUUCACUCAGAUUGUCGAAAUUGGCCCGCACAAUACGCUCCAGGGACCUGUGCGCGACAUCAUUUCGAAUAUUGAAACACAAAAAGCAAAGCCUUCAUACGUGCCCUGUCUCUUUCGAGGCCAGGAUGCGUCCGUAACCCUAUUGUGCGCUGUAGGGAUGCUGCAAAGCUCUGGGUAUCCGGUCAAUUUGGUCGCAGUUAACAACAGCGAAGCGACAGACAGAAAGUGUCGUAUGCCAUCGAAUAUGCCAAAAUAUCCUUUCAAUCACAAAAGUUCGUACUGGAAAGAAGGUCGACUAAGUAAGAACUUUCGAUUUCCUUCUUUUGCCCGAGACGACCUUCUUGGAACACGCAACCUGGACUGGAACCCUAAGAUGGCCCAAUGGCGAAAUGUUAUGCGACUCUCUGAAGUGCCAUGGCUAGAAGACCACCAAGUACAAGGGGAAAUUUUGUUUCCAGCCGCAGGUAUGGUGGUCAUGGCAAUAGAAGGGCUUAAGCAGUUAUUCGACCAGACGGCUUACCUUCAAGGAGUCCAGAUAAAAGAUAUACACUUUCUUCAUCCUAUUGCGUUUCCAAGAGAAAGUGAUAAGGUCGAAACUCAGCUGAAUAUAUUGACAGAGACAUCUUCUAUCAGUAACUCUUCUUCUUGGUCUUACUUUCGUCUUUUUGUGAUAGAGAGUGACAAAUAUAUGGAAUGCUGCAGCGGCUACAUUCGGCCUGUUUUGGAUGAAAAGAACCGGAGAUACGCUACGAGUGGUCUAUCUUUUCUAGAUGGUGAAUCGCUCCCAGAAUGGCUGUCGAAUACUUUUGAUGCUUGUCGAGAACAGGCAGAUCCUUACUCGGUAGAAACUACCGUAAAAUAUGGGCCAUGCUUCCAAAACUUGAGCAAUGUGUAUCUUGGUCCUAAAGGAGAGGCAAUGGUGGAGAUAAAUACUAGAUCGUGGGCAUCAAAGAGUGCCAAUUCGUUCCACCAAGCCUAUGCUGUACAUCCAUCUACAAUUGAUGGAUUAGCACAACUAAUGGCGCCGACAAUUGCCAAGGGCUAUAAUGUUAAACAAACAAUGGUACCUGUUCAUGUCUCCAACAUAUGGAUCGAUUUUAUGGGCUUUCAAUCACUUGAGGGAGCGAAGAUUCACGGGGCUGCGCGAUGUAAACUACGUGGGUACCGCGGGGCAACUGGAAAUGUUGUUGCGACCCCUAUAGCUUCUUCCACUCCCCUUAUAGUUCUCGAGGGGCUUGAUACUAGCUUCAUCACGGCUGCUAGUCCCCCGAAUAUCAAGCACUUUCAACCGCGCAGCCUUUGCACACAACUAGUCUGGAAACCAGAUAUUGACAUGAUGAGCAACCAACAGAUAAUUCAUUGGUGUACUAUCAACAGACCAACAGGGGCGAUAGAAGAGCUAUACAAAUACGAGCGCUUGAAUAAUUUCAUCCUGUUAUUCAUACUUGAAGCCCUCGAUAUUAUGGAUCAUUCAUCCUCGUCAGCAGUUCCACAUCUAGAAAUGUAUCUCGAAUGGAUGAAGUACCAACGCGAUCGUCUCAGCAAUGACGACCUACAAGCAACUUUGGAACUGCUUCAAGAUAGUGAUAGACGCAAUCAGCUCACUGUGCAAGUCGGAAACUCUAGAGUUGAGGGAGUUUUCUUCCUGCAAAUUGGACAGGUACUUUCGAAAGUACUUCGUGGGGAAGUGGAUCCUCUCAAUGUAAUAUUCAAUGACGGUCUAGCCGAUCGUUACUAUGAGGAGAUGCUUUCAAAUGAUUAUUAUACUCAUCCGUCAUCAGCCUUUGUUGAACUACUUUGUUUCAAAAACCCUUCAAUGAAGAUCUUAGAAGUAGGUGCGGGAACCGGGGGUCAAACUUUGCCUAUACUCAAGGCGAUGACUUCAGACAAAACAAAAAUGUGGUCUCGGUAUGAUUACACUGAUAUAUCACCAGCGUUCUUUGGCCAGGCAAGAAUCAAGUUUCAUGAGUAUAUUGAUCAGAUGGAGUUCCGCGUGUGUGAUAUAUCCAAGGAUCCCGCUUCGCAAUCAUUCGAAACAGAAAGCUAUGAUCUUGUGAUUGCAUCACAUGUACUUCAUGCCACAAAUGAUCUCGAUCAGACACUGCGUAAUAUUAGAAAACUUCUUAAGCCUUCAGGGACGCUUCUACUGUUUGAAACUACUCGACCGGAAGUCCUUCAUAUUGGAUUUGCAUUUGGUCUGCUAAAAGGUUGGUGGAGUCCACUUUCUCUCGAAUCUCGAUCCCAAUGCAGCCCAUGCUUGACAACAGAGCAAUGGGACAGUCGUUUGAAAAGAGCAGGCUUCUGUGGUGCUGAAGUAGCAAUCCCAAACCAGGAAAAUCUACAAUGUCAAUAUAGUAGCACCAUUAUCUCCAAAAAGGCCGAGUCUGGUGUUCAACAACAACCAAUUUCCGUGGACGUGGACAUUGCGAUUGUAGUGGAUACUCAGGUACCAGGCCAGUUGGAUAUCGCGAGACUAUUAGAGGUUCAGUAUGCUAGAUGUGAAAUCUACACGUUAGCUGAAUGUGCUGCAGCUGAUAUACCUGCCUCGGCUCUAAACUUAUUUCUAGUCGAGCUAGAUGCAAUAUUCCUUGAUGAUAUCAGCGAAACAGACUAUUGGCAUCUACACGGAAUUUUGAAUAACUCAUCGAAGACAUUAUGGGUCACUAGAAGCCCGUCUGACUGUUUUGAGCCACGACAUCACUUGGUGGAGGGUUUAGUUCGGACAUUGGCCUCUGAGAGCUUUACGCGUAAAUUUGUUACACUUUCCUUGGACAGCAAAUUUGACUACGAGGCAUCACGUAUCGCGAGUCUUACUUCUGAUAUCAUUACUCAAAUCACUAAUUCUGCAGUUGUGGACCUGGAAAACAAUUAUGUGAGUAAGAAUGGAGCACUGCAGAUCGGUCGUGUUCGUGAAUACAGAUCUAUGAAUGAUAAAAUCGCGCGCCAAACUCUACCACGCCAUAUGAAGCAACUUAAUCUUGAGACCGACACACGAAUCUCACUGGACUUGGAGUCUCCAGGUCGACUAGACACACUACAGUGGAUUUCUAAUGGGAACGAAUCAGCUUCAAAGCCGCUAGACCAGGAUGAGGUUUUGGUUCAGUUAAGGGCUCUAGGGUUAACUCUACGAGAUUAUCUACUUGUCAGUGGCCAGAUCAACGAUUCAGGGUUUGUAACAGAAUGUGCCGGAGUAGUUCUAAAAGCAGGCGAAAAAUCUGGUCUUUAUCCUGGAGAUCGUGUGUGUGCCAUUGGCAAAUCGUUAGGUUGCUCAGUGCUGCGCUUAAAAAAGGGAGCUGUUGCAAAGUUGCCGGAACAAACGAGCUUUGCAGAAGGUGCUGCGAUACCUACUUCACUUUGGCUAGCUUAUCACGGCUUGGUUGAAAUAGCAAGAGUACAGAAAGGAGAAUCGGUGCUGGUCAUCCAAGCUUCGAGCAGUUUGGGGCAAAUGGUACUUCAAAUAGCCAAAAGCCUAGGUGCAGAGCCGCUCGCCAUGGCUAGUUCGUCUUCACAGAAGAUUCUCCUUGAAAGUUUUGAUCUCCCAGAGACGAAAGUUCUCUGCGAUGAUGACUCGAGCAUCUCUCUCAAAGAUAGCAUAUAUCGAGCUACCCAUGGAAAGGGCGUCGAUAUCAUCAUAGGACCAAUCACAGAGGAUCUAGAUGUAGAUUAUUCUGACCUCAUCGCACCAUUCGGCAGACUCAUAGAUACUGGGAUCAAGGGUGAGCGGCGAUCACUUGUAAAGCCAUACAGACAUACGAUUACCAAUUCAUUACAGGCAUCAAUAGACCUGAUUGACCUUCUCAAUAAGAACCCAGAUUUAGUCUAUGAUUCAUACAGAAAAGCGACAGACUUCUGUUCCGAGCAACAUCUGAAGCCACCGCAGCCACUCCAAAUAUUUCAGGCUCACGAGAUUGAAGAUGCUUUUAGACACUUUGAAAGCAGCAGUACGACUGGAAAAAGAGUUGUCCAACUACAGCCGGGUUCUGUUAUACAAGUGAAUGUUGAGACAAAACCAGAGUAUCAAUUUCCAGCGAACGCAACAUAUGUCAUAGCAGGAGGACUGGGAGGGCUCGGUAGGAGUUCUGCGAGAUGGAUGGUUAAACGAGGUGCUCGCAAUAUGAUCCUCCUCUCACGCUCAGCUACCCCUCUCGUUGAUGUUGGCGAUUUGAAUAGUCUAAGAAGGGUGCUGAAGCAAGUCUCAAAAGAAAUGCCACCAAUUCGAGGCUGCAUCCAAGCAACUGUGGCAUUAAGGGAUAAUUUGUUCGAAAAGAUGUCGUAUGAGGACUGGGAUAUCAGUACACGCUCGAAAGUGACAGCGUCAUGGAAUCUCCACAAAGUGCUACCUUUAGACCUCGACUUUUUUGUGCUAUUUUCUUCCAUCAACGGCAUUUUCGGUGGUCGCGCACAGGCAAAUUAUGCUGCGGGUAACACCUUUAAAGAUGCGCUCGCUCAUUACAGAGUGGCGCUGGGGCAGAAAGCAGUGUCAAUCGAUCUAGGGAUGAUGGUGGAUGAGGGUGUAGUAGCAGAGAAUGAGUCUGUGCUUAAUUUCAUGCGCCGCAUCGGCCACUUGAUGGACAUUCAGGAGGAGGAGCUUCUCGGAUUGUUAGACCACUACUGUGAUCCCAAACUACCUCUUUUAUCUGCCGAUCAGACCCAGAUCUUAGUAGGUAUCGAAAUGCCCUCGGCAGUUCUGGCGAAAGGUAUUGAUCUCCAUCACUCCAUAUUCCGACCAAUGUUCCGCCAAUUAUUCCGAGUUGUUCCAGAAGGCUUGAAUGAAAAAGGGCAAUCGCAGAAUGGCGCCAUUGCAAUUCUCGAUCGCGAAGGUCUCUUGAGAAAGGCAGCAUCACUCCAAGAUGCAAUCACUUUGGUCGCCGAGUGGUUCUCAGGAAAGAUUGGUCAAAUCCUAGGACUGACUGUCUCAGAUAUUGACACGAAUAAACCAAUCCAUACUUAUGGCAUCGACUCGCUAAUUGCGAUUGACUUGAAAAACUGGCUAGCAAAGGAGAUAGGUGCAGAUAUUGCAGUAUUCAUGUUGCUGGGCAAUAAUUCAAUCGAGGAUCUGAGCAGAAUGGCAGCCGAGAAAAGCCGGUAUCGCACAUGA